AUGUCAGAGCAAAAGGCCCUAGUGAAGCGUAUUACAAACGAAACCAAAAUCCAGAUUGCGAUCGCCCUGAAGGGUGGUCCGCUGGCGCUGGAACACUCGAUCUUCCCAGCACGGGAGGCGGACGCAGUUGCAGAGCAGGCCACGCAGUCGCAGGUGAUCAACGUCCAGACAGGCAUCGGGUUCCUGGACCACAUGGUCCACGCCCUGGCCAAGCACGCCGGGUGGUCGCUGAUCGUCGAGUGCAUCGGGGACCUGCACAUCGACGACCACCACACCACCGAGGAUUGUGGGAUCGCGUUGGGACAAGCCUUCAAAGAGGCCUUAGGGGCCGUGCGUGGUGUGAAGCGGUUCGGUUCAGGGUUCGCACCCUUGGACGAGGCUCUGUCCAGGGCCGUGGUCGACCUCUCGAACAGGCCGUACGCGGUGGUCGAGCUUGGCCUGCAGAGAGAGAAGGUCGGUGACCUCUCCUGCGAGAUGAUCUCGCACUUUCUCGAAAGCUUCGCAGAGGCCAGCAGAAUCACCCUGCACGUGGACUGUCUGCGGGGCAAGAACGAUCACCACCGCAGCGAGAGCGCCUUCAAGGCCCUCGCCGUGGCCAUCAGAGAGGCAACCUCCCCCAACGGCACCAACGACGUGCCCUCCACCAAGGGUGUUCUCAUGUAG
Messenger RNA from Saccharomyces eubayanus, 663 nucleotides. RefSeq names its product imidazoleglycerol-phosphate dehydratase HIS3 (gene HIS3). Bases 1 to 663 code for a protein of 220 amino acids. Gene Ontology annotation, molecular function: imidazoleglycerol-phosphate dehydratase activity. NCBI's taxonomy places the organism in Eukaryota, Fungi, Ascomycota, Saccharomycetes, Saccharomycetales, Saccharomycetaceae. The transcript has a single exon. Gene Ontology annotation, biological process: L-histidine biosynthetic process. The record is from RefSeq and is a predicted model, not a curated record.